Molecule: messenger RNA, 2058 nt
Organism: Exophiala mesophila
Lineage: Eukaryota; Fungi; Ascomycota; Eurotiomycetes; Chaetothyriales; Herpotrichiellaceae
Exons: 1
Coding region: 1-2058 (685 amino acids)
Molecular function (GO): protein binding
Source: RefSeq, a predicted model, not a curated record
AUGGAGUCGUCUCAACAAUACCAACAGCUACAACUCGACAGCCUCGAGAUGGCCCAGAAGCCCAGCACCCUCUCCUUCCUCGGCCGUCGCACACAUGCCCCCCGCCCAAUCUCAGAAGCCACCGAGAUCUUCGACACCGACAGCGAGCAGGAUCCUCUGGAUCUUCCAGAAGAUGCUGAUAGUGAGUCUACCUUGUCCAGCCGCGAUGACGUUCCCACGCCACCUCAUACCGGCGGCCUGGGUGGCUUCGAAUUCCACUUUGAUGAAAAGUGCGUCAUCGGACCUCAGGGACCUCAUCUCUUCCAACAGACCCCAGAGAUCCUCGCCCAAUCAGACGAGCAGCUCUUCAUGGGAAUGUCUCCCCUGACAGAUGCAAAGUCGGUCCAACAGCCCUCACACCUAACCAAUCUGACCCAUGCCGUUGCCGAACUCGACGAGGCACAGGUCAGGGACUGGACUCCUCGCCAGGUCGCCGAGUGGAUGGCCGAGUCUGGCUUCGAGCCGUCUCUAGUCGACAAGUUCUUGAUCCACGAUAUCUCAGGCACCGUUUUGAUCGACCUUCAGUUUGAGGAUCUCAAGGAACUCGACAUCAGCUCCUUUGGCAAGCGACAUCGCGUCAUGAGCUCCAUCCAACAACUCCGAAACUCGAGCAUGAUCUCGCCCGAGCACUCUCCCAUCUCAAGAACGUCGUCGAGGAACGCCCGCAGCCCUCGCUCCCUCCAAAGACCCGCCCGCGCAGAUGAAUGCCAAGUCGUGGUCCGCUCUUGCUCACAUUCGCGACGACCCUCCAGGCAGAAUGACGCCAUCACCCCGGCCGAAUCCAUCUCCAUCGUUGGCAUUGAGCAGGUCCUACCCAAAGAGCACAAGUGCGCCAAGGGUGAGGACUGUUCCAAGUGGCAGAAGCAACAACGAAGAAUCCUCCGUAUGCGACAGGCUUUUGAGGAAGAGACCUCGCGUCGUGUCUCCACCUCCCAGUCCGAUGUCGAGGCCGCCGCUCCCUCGAUUGUGGGUUCAUCAGACGUUCUGGGACCAUCUGCUGUACGAAUCACCCCUGAGGCCCUCAACUCUCUCCAGCCCCGAGAUCCACAGGAGAGCGUCCGCCAAUUCCUCAACUUUCAGCACAUCCACCAUAACUCUCCUUCCCCAGCUGCCUCGACAUCGUAUGUGGCCAAGUCUGCCCACAUUGAUGUCCACCUCCGAGAUCUGCCCAAGCUCACCAUCCCAUCUCACGCCAGCCUUGAUGACAGCUCCUCUCGCACUCCCAUCUCGGCACUUCAACAACCCACCCAGAUCCAGGCCCACCUCAAGGCCCAACUCAAGGCCGAUCCAUACCACUAUGGUGGUGUUGCCUCGCCAGCUGAUAUUUACCGCAUCGACACUCCCAUGUCCGCAGUUGACCUGCCUCUCACCGCCAUGAUGGCCGAUCCCUGCCAACGCGAUGCAUCCCAGUCGGUUCCUCCAGAUAUGCGCUUUGGCGCCCCUGCUGCCGUGACACCGGACUAUGUUUCGCGAUCGCCUUCGACCCAACCACAUCGAAGACAUCAUCGACAACCCUCCUUCACUCCCUCCGUCGCCCCGGUCAAGGAGAACAUCGAUCACGCACAACGAGCUCCUAACCGACGCACCGAGGUCGACCUUGCCCAUCAUCAAGGAUGGGUCCGCAAGCGCAAGACGAGCCGCAUGCUUCGACACGAGUGGCAGAAGAAUUACUGCACUCUGGUCGGCAAUAAGCUCACCAUGCACGACAGCGACUAUGCUCAUGCCCCCGCGACUGAAGACAUCAACGUUGACGACUACACUGUCCACGCACAGUGUCUCGCGUCCAGUUCCAAGUUGUCGGCCGCGUUCAAGAAGAGCGUCCUCGGACAAGAAGAAACCUCUCUUGAGCGUGCCUUUGCAUUCACGCUCACCCCUGACGCCGACAAAGGCCGAAGCUUGUUUGACACCAAGUCCAAGGCUCACUACUUUGCGGUUGACAACUCGAGGGAGCGAGUCGAAUGGAUGAGAAAGCUGAUGCUUGCCAAGGCCAUGAAGAAGAACGAAGACAUUUCCAUCUAG